Molecule: messenger RNA, 1236 nt
Organism: Venustampulla echinocandica
Lineage: Eukaryota; Fungi; Ascomycota; Leotiomycetes; Helotiales; Pleuroascaceae
Exons: 3
Coding region: 1-1236 (411 amino acids)
Source: RefSeq, a predicted model, not a curated record
AUGUCGACUGUACAUCCCAUGAACAAAGUCCUUCGCGCUCGAGGUUCAUCAACCGAAGCGGCAUCAGCCAAAGACAGAGUCGGGCCAAAUCAACAUUCCAUCACAAUCAACAUCGACUCGCCAUCUAUUGACCUUUCGAACUCGACGGUGUCAAGAAUGUCUUCCGAGCCUCAGCCCAAAAGGCGCCGGGUUGCCGCCCCUCCCUCUCCAGUAUACUACUACACAAUCUACUUAUUGGGUUCCCCAGGAGUCACCGCUGAUAGAGCUCAAGUCGAGCCCUACGUAACCGACGACAACGAGCAGCUGUUCCGGACAUACCAUCCCCCACUAAAAUACACCUUGGCAGUCGAAAUAACAACCGGAACCGAUGGCAAACGUGUCUGGUGCCUCGAGUUUCUUACCAAGCUGCCGUCUCACACUCACGUAGAAGGCCUGGAGAUCCACACAAUCCCUACAGCCUGGCCCUAUAACAGUAUGGACGUCCCUCGAGUCGGACGGAAUCUAAUAUAUCACACUUUUAAUCCGCGCCGCGUUCUCUCGCAAGAAGAUAUUAGGUGCCUCGUGGACAUGUUCCCCAAUGCGCUUGGCGCGCAGGUCCUUAUUGCCGGCCGCAUUCGUAUACCACACAUGGACAUCCUUAGAGCAAGACUGGGCCGAAGGCGUACCAUUGGGAUUGCCGCAAGAUGGCCUCAAUUCUUUGGAACAUUCUCAUACCCCACCCCUCAUAGUGCCUUCCCCUUACAAGCACCAGCAAUCCAAGCCCGGCACGGAUUGGCAGGUGCGGGUGUUGUUGUUGCACCUUCCUCGAACUCUAGCUCAACGUGUAAUAAAAGUGCCUUCCUCGCUAUCCUUCUUCUUCUUCUUCUUCUUCUCUGGUUCACAGAGCGAUCACUACUUGAAAUCCAAUCGUACUACUACAAUUCAAAAGAUUUCAAAAUGGUCCCAACCUCAACUGUCUCCGACGGAGCGACGACAAUGUCGUACUCCGAUAGAGUCGCCACCGCCUCGCUCGUGCUCGGCAUCCUCGCGGUGCUCGUUACUUUGCCCUGCCUUCUUGUCGCCUUUGGCUUCUUCCCGAAGUCUGGUUUGGCUCGCAGAAUUCUCCCAUCUAACGCAGACGUUGUGAAAGCAAUCACCGAUCACGAACGCCGAUCACAACGCCGAUCUUAUGGAAAUUCACCGACAAGACCGAGCCACCAGCGAACUUCAAAGCCAGCAAAUGGCAGAACAUCAUGA